Messenger RNA from Clupea harengus (Atlantic herring), 5342 nucleotides. It is a transcript of the gene kdm2bb, whose product is annotated as lysine demethylase 2B b. Gene Ontology annotation, molecular function: protein binding; DNA binding; zinc ion binding. The record is from RefSeq and is a predicted model, not a curated record. Lineage: Eukaryota; Metazoa; Chordata; Actinopteri; Clupeiformes; Clupeidae.
CAAGCAUCAGCGCGUGCGUGCAGGACGCUGCAGACUCGUGACACAAGGAGAGGGAAAAACAAGACAAUAUAUCGGUUUAAAAAAAACGUUUACUCGGGGAAAUGUCCCCAGCGUGACAUUUCAUACCGCUGAUGGCGCGAAGUGCGACUGGUUUUGGGGUUGAAUUUGUGAAUAAACAUGACGCACUACGUUAAACAACAAUGUUUUGAUUCUGGGCCGUGACGUCAUCUGCCAGUACACGAAAAUGGUUCCCCUUAGUUUUGAUUCGGAAAGCAAACUGCUGGCAACUUUAAAUGUGGCAUUUUGACCAAGUGAAGGUCUGAACGCAACGGGCCGAGACAUGGAAGCGUGCGCAGACAGAGGACGCAAACUGCGCUCCAUCUGCCGGAGAAUGUAUGACGAGAAUGAGGAUUUCUCCGAUGUGGAGGAAAUUGCGAAUGUCAGAGGUUUCAGCUUGGAAGAAAAACUUGAGAGCAAGUCGUACAAUUCCAACUUUGUACAACGCAUGGAUGGAAAAGAUUUUACCUAUGAAUAUGUUCAACGAGAAGCACUCAGAACACCCUUAAUUUUUGAAGUCAAAGAUGGACUAGGCAUCAGAAUGCCUGAUCCAGACUUUACUGUCAGUGAAAUUAAAGCUUUGGUCGGCAGUCGGCGUGCUCUGGAUGUGAUGGACGUGAGCACUCAGAAGGGGACCGAGAUGAGCAUGGCUCAGUUUGUGCGCUACUAUGAGAUGCCAGAGGAGGAGCGAGACAAACUCUUCAACGUCAUUAGCCUGGAGUUCAGCCACACCAAGCUGGAGAACCUUAUCAAACGACCCACAGUGGUUGAUCUCGUGGACUGGGUAGAUAGCAUGUGGCCUCCUCACCUGAAGAAACAGCAGAUGGAGUCUACGAACAUCAUCACUGAGAUGAAAUACCCCAAAGUCCAGAAGUACUGCUUAAUGAGUGUGAAGGGCUGUUUCACCGACUUCCACAUCGACUUCGGAGGGACGUCAGUGUGGUACCACGUCUUCAAAGGAGGCAAGAUCUUCUGGCUGGUACCCCCCACCCCUCAUAACCUGGCCGUGUAUGAGGACUGGGUGCUGUCGGGCAAACAGAGUGACUUCUUCUUAGGCGACCGUGCCGACGGCUGCCAGAGGGUGGAGCUAAAGCAGGGCUACACCUUUUUUAUCCCCUCAGGCUGGAUCCACGCUGUCUACACCCCUGAGGACACAUUGGUAUUUGGUGGGAACAUUCUCCACAGCUUUAACAUUCCUAUGCAGCUCAGCAUCCAUGAGAUUGAGAAUAGGACCAAGGUCCGCUCCAAGUUCCGCUAUCCAUUCUUCUAUGAGAUGUGCUGGUAUGUUCUAGAGCGCUACGUCCACUGCCUCACUCGACGCACCCACCUCAGCCCGCACUUCCGCCUAGACACUACAGUAGCGGCUACGCUAACAGAGACGGAGUCCAAGCAGAGCACAGAGAGCCCUGCCACUGACCCCAGGCUGGACGUCCUGGAUGAGGACUCGGGUGAUACCCAGGGCAGGAGCGCCUGUCUAGCCAGUGACAACCCCUGCUCCCCACAGGACGCCCAGAUGCCCACCUCUGCAAUGCCCCUCAGCAAUGCCACCACACCCCCCCAGAAGCAAGCCCCUGCCAAUGACUCCGAUGAUGGUUCCACCCACCCAUCAGAGAUCCCCAGAACCCCCUGUGGAUCUCCAAGGUCAGAGGUCGGCUCCCGGUGGACCCACCUGACGGAGUUUGAGCUGCAGGGCCUGCAGGCGCUGGUGGAGAAGCUGGAGGCACUACCCGACAACAAGCGUUGCGUGCCGGACUGCAUCAAGGACCCACACACCCUGCUCGAGCACAUUAAGGUUGUGUUGAAGGAGCAUGCAACAGAUGACCCCAAGAUGGCCAUCUCUGGUGUUCCAGUUGUGAGCUGGCCAAAGACUACAGUUAAGCGCCCAGCCAACCGCUCCAAACCCAAGACGGCCUCUCCCUCGGGUGUGGGCGUGGUCAAGCUGUCAGGAGGGCGUGGCUCGUCCGGGUCACGGCGGCGACGGACGCGAUGCAGGAAGUGUGAGGCGUGUGUGAGGACAGAGUGUGGAGAGUGUCACUUCUGCAAGGACAUGAAGAAGUUUGGGGGGCCGGGACGCAUGAAGCAGUCCUGCAUCAUGAGACAGUGCAUCGCGCCGGUUCUCCCUCACACUGCGGUGUGUGGUGUGUGUGGGGAGGCGGGGAAGGAGGACUCGGCGGAGCAGGUGGAGGAGAAGUUCAACCUCACACUCAUGGAGUGCUCCAUCUGCAACGAGAUCGUACACCCGCUCUGUCUCAAGGUGAAGGAUGCGAGUGGCGUUGUCAACGAUGAGCUGCCCAACUGCUGGGAGUGUCCUAAAUGUAACCAUGCCGGCAAGUCAGGGAAAGCCCUCAAGCAAAAAAGAGGGCCGGGCUUUAAGUAUGCCUCCAACCUGCCGGGGUCUCUCCUGAAGGAGCCACGCAAGGAGACGGGCCGAGACAUCAAGGAGGAGCCCAGCCCCACCUUCGCCAUGGAAACCGCUUCGCCCACCGUGCCCUCGGUGGACAGGAGGAAGGUGGACCGAGAGGACGCCUCCAGAGCGAGAGGGGAGGAGCCUCAAAGGAAGCGUGCCACGCCCCCGCAGCCUGAGCCCCACCCCCGGCCCAAACUCGAGGAGAACCCGCUGAGGAAGAAGAGGAAACUGUUCGACACGGACGCCGAGCCUAGCGCCAGGAAAAAGAAAAAGGCCAUAAAAUCAGAGAACCCGCCGUCCAGCAAGCUCUUAUCCUCCAUCAAAGUAGAGAAGGAGGAAGGGGAGGACGAGUAUGGGCGGUCCAAGGAACGUGACGGCCAGCGAGGCAGGUCAGAGGAAGAGGAGGAUGGAGAUGAUGAGAGGGAGGAGGAGGAGGAGGAGGAGGAAGAUGAGAAGAGCUCAGAGAGGAGGAAGGUCCCUCAAAGCCUUCAUCCCAGAGCUAAGCAGGAGAUUGUCCAAUCACAGCUCAGCUCUCCGCAGGCAGGGCCUAGCAGCAGCGAAUCAGCAGACAAGAUCCAGCCGAGGUCCAAUCCGAGGCCUCGGCAGCAGAAGACAGCCAAGCGGGAGCUGAAGCAGGAAGAGCCGCUGAAAGAGGAGCCUUUGAACGGCCAGAACGGCCGCCGGCCAAUCAAAUCAGAGCCCCUGGAGAGUGAGGAAGAAGAGGCAGACGAGGAAGAUGAGCAUGUGGGGAGGGGGAAGGUGAAUGGAGAGAGUAAGCACCUGAGUAACGGCCACCGGCGCAGCGGGAGCGACCUGGCCGACUGGCUGAGCACGGAGCACGAGCGCGACAGCGGCGGCGUCGCCCCCCGGAGGCCGCCCCUGUCACCGCUGGGCUGGAGACGCAGCCCCCCCUCGGCCCCACGACCCCACAUCUCCCACUCGCCCCCCUCCACUUCGCCCCAGGAGCGCCACGUCAUCCGACCCCCUCCAAUCAGCCCCCCGCCCGACUCCCUGCUGCUGGCCAACGGCCGCCAGCACGUGAUGCGCCGGGAGGUGUGGAUGGCCGUGUUCACACACCUCACACAUCAGGACCUGUGUGUGUGUAUGCGUGUCUGCAAGACCUGGAACCGAUGGGGUUGUGAUAAGCGCCUGUGGACACGGAUCGAUCUGAACCGCUGCAAGUCCAUCACCCCACUGAUGCUGAGCGGGAUUAUCCGCAGGCAGCCCGUCUCUCUGAACCUCAGCUGGACCAACAUCUCCAAGAAGCAGCUCAGCUGGCUCAUCAACAGGCUGCCUGGCCUGCGUGCACUGCAGUUAGCGGGCUGUUCGUGGGCUGCUGCAUCGGCCCUUUGCACGGCCAGCUGUCCUCUUCUGCACUCACUCCACCUGCAAUGGGUCGAGGGCCUCAAGGAUGCCCAGAUGGAGGACCUGCUGUCCCCCCCCACCGACACCAGACCAGGUCAGCUGGAGAGCCGCAGUAAGCUGCGUAACGUUGUGGACCUGCGUCUGGCUGGUCUGGACAUCACGGACUCGUCUCUGCGCCUGCUCACCCUCCACUUGCCGCUGCUCUCUCGCCUCGACCUCAGCUACUGCAACCACAUCAAUGACCAGUCCAUCAACAUGCUGACCGCCGUGGGCACCAGCACACGGGACUCGCUCACCGAGAUCAAUCUGUCAGUGUGUAACCAGGUCACAGACCAAUCCCUGGCCUACUUCAAGCGUUGCGGGAGCAUCUGCCACAUAGACCUGCGCUACUGCAAGCAGGUGACCAAGGAGGGCUGUGAGCAGUUCAUCGCCGAGAUGUCUGUGAGCGUGCAGUUUAGCCUUCAGGAGGAGAAAUUACUGCGCAAGCUCACCUAGGCAAGGCUGGCCGGCGACGUCACCUAGGCAGCACUGACCAUCAAGAUCACCUAACCAGCGAGCUCACCCCGAACUCAUCUUGGAAACGCUGAGCAGUGAACUCACCUAGGCAAUGUCGUCCAGUGAGCUCAGCUAGGGAAUGCUGACCAGCGAAGUAACCUGGGAAACACUUAUGCCCCCGGAGCCUCUGGACUCACACUGCAGGUCUCACACACCACUGAGGCCUUACACACUCUAUAAGCACUGCAGGGGUGACACACACACUGGAGUGACUCUCUCUCUCUCUCACACACACACACACACACACACACACAUGAAUGCUCCGUCUUCACUUCUACUGUUAACGCUUACACACCUCAGAGGACCGAGAGGGUUGGCCAGUGGGAUUACAGAAAGGCUAUUGACGAUUGACGAUCCUUUACACAUUGUAGAAAUGUACACACACCUUUGUGUACAUACCUGUACAUAUACACCUGCGCACACACUGCGUAUACACACAUACACACACACCUGUUCAUGCCAUUUUGCUGCUCAUGCCAAAUAUUUUUUUUUUUUUAAAGCACAUAUUCUUUUAAGUUUUUUUUGACUGCAUGUCCUCAGUUGUUUGUGUGAAGUUCUAAUGUUGAGCAGUCAUGCAUUGCUCGGGAUGGGUCAGGGACGCUUUGGGUCCAUAUUUUUAUGUUUGUUACUUCUCGAGAGAAUUUUUAAUUUGAACAAUGCAAACCUCAAGUUUUAUGUAGGUUUAUUUUUGUACAAGAGGUUAUUUUAUUGGUAUGUAAUGUAAAUGGCACUCUGUCCCCAGUGGUUAUAGUCCAUCAGUGUCCUAGUUGUCCUCGUUGAUUUGAGCAUCACUGCAGAUACACUGUCUUAUAUAGGAAGCCCAUAAUAUUAUUUAAAUUAUGCAGCGUUGGCUCCUUCAACAUGGGAGUGGGAUGAGAGAGGGUACUGCGUUUAUAUCUGAAAACAGAAAAGAAACAAUUUGCACUGUUUGACAUAAAUAAAUAGUUAUUUUUCUUAA